AUGUACGGUCUCCUCUCCUCUGCCUGCCUUCUUCUGGCCACGGCCACGUCCGUGAUUGCGGCAAACUCUCCCGGCUGCGGGAAAGCCAAAACCAUCACAAACAAGCAGUACUCGAUGAAUGUCAACGGCAAGAACCGCAACUACUUCGUCUGGGUACCAGAUAACUACAACCAAAACAACCCUUACCGCAUUGUCUACGAGUGGCAUCAACUCGGCGGCAGCGCCCAGAAGAUCGUCAACGGAGAGAACCCCAACGCCGGCGGUGUCCUCCCAUACUACGGGCUCAAGGACAUUUCCAACAACUCGGCCAUCUUCGUCGUCCCCGAUGGCUUGAACGCCGGAUGGGGCAACCAAAACGGUGAAGACGUCACCUUCUUUGACCAGCUCGUGAAGACCGUCGAGUCGGACCUCUGCGUGAACGACAAACUCCGCUUCUCCACUGGCUUCAGCUACGGCGGCGCCAUGUCGUACGCUCUCGCCUGCGCCCGUCCCGACAUGAUCCGCGCCGUUGCCGUCAUCUCUGGCGCCCAAUUGAGCGGCUGCUCCGGCGGAAACACCCCGGUUGCUUACUAUGGCCAGCACGGCACCUCCGACUCUGUCCUUAACGUUUCACAGGGCCGUCAGCUCCGCGAUAAGUUUGUCGGUCUUAACGGCUGCCAGAAACCUGCUUCCGAGCCCCAGCCUAACGGUGGUAACUCGGUCAAGACUGUGUAUACUGGCUGCAAGGAGGGCUACCCGUUGACGUGGGUCAUUCACAACGGUGACCACAACCCGUCGCAGGUCAACCAGGGCCAGAGCACUCCUUUUGCUCCCGCCAACUCUUGGGAGUUCUUCACUCAAUUCACGUGA
Messenger RNA from Periconia digitata, 849 nucleotides. The record is from the annotation of a GenBank genome assembly. NCBI's taxonomy places the organism in Eukaryota, Fungi, Ascomycota, Dothideomycetes, Pleosporales, Periconiaceae.